Molecule: messenger RNA, 1446 nt
Organism: Thrips palmi
Lineage: Eukaryota; Metazoa; Arthropoda; Insecta; Thysanoptera; Thripidae
Product: rhodopsin-like
Exons: 9
Coding region: 60-1211 (383 amino acids)
Biological process (GO): G protein-coupled receptor signaling pathway; visual perception; phototransduction
Cellular component (GO): membrane
Molecular function (GO): G protein-coupled receptor activity
Source: RefSeq, a predicted model, not a curated record
GCCCACACGCAGUACCCCAGUGAUGCCGCCACCGGGCAAACCGGGCGCCAGCAGACAAGAUGCGGGAAAAGCGUAUGACGCUCUUCUACGGCCCCUCGGCCAGCAUCUACGAGGGAGCCUUCUCCGGCCGCUUCAACAACCACAGUGUCGUCGACAUCGUCCUCGAUGAUAUGCUCUACCUGGUGGACCCGCACUGGUACAGAUUCGAGCCGCUGCAUCCCGUGCACCUCAAGCUGCUCGCCUUCAUGCUGGGCACGCUCGGCAUGAUGUCCGUGACGGGCAACGGCAUGGUCAUCUACAUCUUUUCCACCACCAAGUCCCUGCGCACGCCCUCCAACCUCCUCGUCGUCAACCUGGCCGUGUCCGACUUCCUCAUGAUGUUCUGCAUGGUGCCGCCCAUGGUGUUCAACAGCUACUUCGAGACGUGGGUGCUAGGUCCAGCGUUUUGCGAGGUUUACGGAAUGUUCGGGUCCUUGUUCGGCUGCACAUCAAUAUGGACCAUGACUAUGAUAUCAUUGGACAGGUACAACGUCAUAGUGAAGGGGUUAUCAGCAAAACCGAUGACGACGAAAAAAGCCAUCCUCUGGAUAAUCUUCGUCUGGCUGAUAUCAUUAAAGUGGACCGUGUUCCCGGUGUUCGGAUGGAGCAGGUACGUUCCAGAGGGUAGCAUGACGACGUGUGGAGGCGACUACCUCAACAUCUCGUGGAUCAGCCGGAGCUACGUGAUUCUGUACGCCGUCAUGUGCUACUUCGUGCCGCUGGCCAUCAUCGUGUUCUCGUAUUACUACAUCGUCAAGGCGGUGGCUGCGCACGAGAAAAACAUGCGCGAGCAGGCGAAGAAGAUGAACAUUGCGUCGCUGCGCUCGCAGGACCAGGCCAGCUCGGAAAACAAACUGGCCAUGGUGGCCCUGAUGACCAUCUCGCUGUGGUUCAUGGCGUGGACGCCGUACCUGGUCAUCAACUUCGUCGGCGUCUUCGGCUACGGCCAAGAGAUCACGCCACUGUCCACGGUGUUCGCCACGCUCUUCGCCAAGGCCAACGCCGUGUACAACCCCAUCGUCUACGGAAUCAGCCACCCCAAGUACCGCGCGGCGCUGGCCAAGAGGUUCCCCAAGUUCUUCAGCCACAUGGCGGCCGGGGGCUCCACGGAGACCAGCGAGGUGGAGUCGGUGCAGUCGGUCGUCACCAGCCUGCCAGAGCACCAGGCGUGAUGAGGCACCGCGGCGCUCCGGCCUGGACGUCAACUUGGCCGACAAGUUGGUGGCGGAGUUGUUUCCCAGCCACGCGUCGCAUGCCUCGCACCUCCAGGGAACUUUCUCUUUUGUUUGGAAACCGGGCUAAUCAACGGACGACGAUUUCGGACUGCUCAACGGUGUUCCCCCUGUCCCUCGAAAACAAGCUAGCCAGCAGUUGUGAGUGAAAAUAAAAAUAAAGCUUUCACGUUGA